Messenger RNA from Phyllostomus discolor (pale spear-nosed bat), 1256 nucleotides. Its product is annotated as trace amine-associated receptor 2. Lineage: Eukaryota; Metazoa; Chordata; Mammalia; Chiroptera; Phyllostomidae. Gene Ontology annotation, biological process: G protein-coupled receptor signaling pathway. Gene Ontology annotation, cellular component: membrane. The transcript has 2 exons. The record is from RefSeq and is a predicted model, not a curated record. The coding region runs from base 97 to 1116 and encodes 339 amino acids. Gene Ontology annotation, molecular function: trace-amine receptor activity.
UCACAUAGUUCAGGUUUUCUAGUUCCAUAUAAGCAGUGACUGGAGUUAGAAAUAAACAAAGAAAUAAAGUUCCUUCAGUAAGGAGUCUAAUUAACAAUGGAAUCUUCUACAGUGCAGCAGGAAACAUUCAACUGCUCUGAAUAUGGAAAUGGAUCUUGCCCAGAAAACCUAAGGCCGCUGGGCAUCCGCACAGCCAUGUACUCAUUUAUGGCAGGAGCCAUAUUCAUCACGGUCUUCGGCAACCUGACCAUGAUCGUUUCCAUCUCCUACUUCAGGCAGCUGCACACGCCAACCAACUUCCUCAUCCUCUCCAUGGCGGUCACCGACUUCCUCCUGGGCUUCACCAUCAUGCCGUACAGUAUGGUCAGAUCAGUGGAGAACUGCUGGUAUUUCGGGCUCACAUUUUGCAAGAUUCAUUAUAGUUUUGACUUGAUGCUUAGCAUAACGUCCAUUUUCCAUCUUUGCUCCGUGGCCAUUGAUAGAUUUUAUGCUAUCUGUUACCCUUUACGGUAUUCCACCAAAAUGACCAUUCCAGUCAUUAAGCGGUUGCUGCUGCUCUGCUGGACAGUCCCUGGAGCGUUUGCAUUCGGAGUGGUCUUCUCCGAGGCCUACGCCGAUGGGAUAGAGGGCUAUGAUAUCUUGGUCUCUUGUUCCAGUUCCUGCCCAGUAAUGUUCAACAAGUUAUGGGGGACCACCUUGUUCAUGGCGGGUUUCUUCACUCCUGGGUCAGUGAUGGUGGGGAUUUAUGGCCAAAUUUUUGCAGUUUCCAGAAAACACGCUCGUGCGAUCAACAACUUAUCAGAAAAUCAAAACACUCAAAUGAAGAAAGACAAAAAAGCAGCCAAAACUUUAGGGAUAGUGAUGGGUGUUUUCUUGCUGUGUUGGUUUCCCUGUUUCUUCACAAUUUUAUUGGACCCCUUUUUGAACUUCUCUACCCCGGUGGUUUUGUUUGAUGCUUUGACAUGGUUUGGCUAUUUCAAUUCCACGUGUAAUCCCUUAAUAUAUGGUUUCUUCUAUCCCUGGUUUCGCAGAGCACUUAAGUACAUUUUACUAGGUAAAGUUUUCACCUCACAUUUCCAUAACACUAAUUUAUUUACUCAAAAAGAAACUGAAUAGACUUAUUCUGUAUGAGUGAAUUGAAGAAAAAGAACUGGAAGUAAGAAGAAUGAAAUCAUUUAAAGUAUGCGUGUGUGUGUGAUGUAUUUUGACUAUCAUGGAAAGCUCUUAGUUUCUAAGACUUGAGGAAAAGAAGAGGA